Messenger RNA from Gossypium arboreum, 1392 nucleotides. Its product is annotated as receptor like protein 22-like. The transcript has 3 exons. Gene Ontology annotation, molecular function: protein binding. NCBI's taxonomy places the organism in Eukaryota, Viridiplantae, Streptophyta, Magnoliopsida, Malvales, Malvaceae. The record is from RefSeq and is a predicted model, not a curated record. The coding region runs from base 1 to 1392 and encodes 463 amino acids.
AUGGUAACUGUUUCAUCUAUUUCAACAUUAGGCCAGCUAGAAAUAUUGAACAAAUCAAAUAUUCCUUUUGGGCUUGUUCAACUCUUCAUUGCUAAUGUUAUCCCUUUCUUUGUCUCUUUCUCCAACACAUUUAUGUCGUCCCCAACAGAGUUCUGCAUUGCAACCUUUCCAUUUCCAUUAGUAUUUGUUCACACCGAGUUCACAUUGCUUCUUUUCAUAAGACGACUUCUUGGGAUGAAGGUACUGACUGUUGCAAAUGGGAGGGUGUGCGGUGUCUUGCUAUCAUCAGCAUUUAAUAUCACCAGCCUUACUUUCAUGGACUUCUCUGGGAAUUUCUCUCAGGGUACCCUUCCCAACAACAUAAGUGGACUUUCGUAUCUUGACUUAUAUGCAAACUUGCUUAGUGGUAGAGUACCAGGUUGGUUGUUUAGUCUACCAUCUUUGGAGUAUCUAGACCUCAGCUCUAACAAACUUAAUGGUCCCAUUGACACAAUUCCAAGUUCUUUCUUUGACUUCAUGAACCUUACUUUUCUUGACCUUUCAUCUAAUAACUUGAGUGGAAAUAUCAAGUCAUGCAUGCAUGUGAAGCUUAGGAAUCUAAGGUCGCUUGAUCUUUUAUUUAACAACUUACCAUCAUUAACUAGGUGUAGUAAUGAUGUCAAUUCUACCCUACCCAUGAUAAUUGAGUUCCAUUUCUCUUCUUGCAACAUGCACCGUUUCGCAAGCUUCUUGAAUGUAUCCAAGCACUUGCAAGUUUUAGAUCUUUCUAAUAACCAAAUUCAAGCAGAAGGAUGGGAGGACUUGGUCACUUUGAACCUUUCUAUGAACUUCUUGUCUAGCGUUGAGCAAAUUCCAAGGAAGCAUCUGUUUAUUCUGGACCUUCGCUCCAAUUCACUUCAAGGACCACUUCCAACUCCACCACAGGAACUAAGUUAUUUCUUAAUCUCAAACAAGGAGUUGGUGGGAGAAAUCUCUUCCAAGAGUUGCAAUUUGAGUUUUCUUCAUUCUGUACUUGACUUGUCUAAAAACAAGUUGGGUGGAACUAUUCCAGAUUGUUUUGGGACUUUUAGCGACCAGCUGUCAGUGAUUGUUUUGAGAACACUUAGUCUCAGUGUUAACCAACUUGAAGGAUCAAUUCCACAGUCAUUGCUACAGUGCAGUUUCGAUGCUUUCUCAAAUGAUUCCUUCGAUGGCAACUCCGGACUAAGUGGAUUUCCGUUGUCAAAGAAAUAUGGCAACGAUCAGGAACCAGAAUCACUUCGAUCAACAGUUGCUGAUAAAUUUGAAACAACACUUAUUUGGAAAAUGGCAGCAAUGGGUUAUGGAAGUAGAGUAGUGCUUAGAUUGAAUAUGGGAUACAUAGUUUUCACAACUGAGAGACCUGUUGGCUAG